UGCCUUCACCAACACCGUCGUUUCCUCCAUCGCUCUCACUCCCCUUCUCUCUCUCCUGCUCGAACCCCACCCCCCCCCAAAAUUCCUCCUCCGAUUUCUAGGGCUUCCCGAUCGAUCGUUCGCUCGUCGACCUGAACCUUCGCCGGCCGGACGCUUCUUUCUUCGCCGACGACGACGACGACGACGACGACGAGCGGCGGGGGCCUGUUUGGGGUUGUGUCCGGAGCGAAUUUGCGUCGGCCCCUUUUGACCUUUCGGGCAGCUCGGGGGAGAGGAAGGAGGAGGAGGAGGAGGAGGAGGAGCAGCAGCUGCUAUGGACGGCGAUUCGUGGAGCGCGCGCCUGUCCUCGGCCUCGAAGCGGUACCAGUCCGCUCUCCAGUCGAGAUCCGAUAUGUUUAUGGGGUUCGAAGAAUUCGAUGGAGAUUAUGAUAUAAGAGAGGAGUUCCCUUGCCCCUUCUGUUCUGAGUUCUUUGACAUCCUGGGCUUGUGCUGCCACAUAGAUGAUGAGCACCAGCUGGAGGCAAGGAAUGGGGUUUGUCCAGUUUGUGCAAUGAGAGUGGGGUUUGAUAUGGUUGCACACAUAACCUUACAGCAUGGAAAUAUUUUGAAGAUGCAGCGUAAGAGGAAAUCACGUAAAGGUGGAUCUCACUCCACACUUUCUUUGUUGAGGAGAGAACUACGAGAAGGGACUCUCCAAUCCCUUCUGGGUGGCUCUGGUAUGCUUUCUUCAACAAAUGCGGCUCCAGAUCCGUUGUUAUCAUCCUUUAUUUCGCCUGUUGCUGGGAAUCUCUCCAGUUCUCAGCCAUCCCUUCAAAUAGAAACAAGCUCAGCCAAGAAAAGUUUGAAUGAAAAUGUGGCAGAAAGCCACAGUCAAGCAUCGCCUUUGUCAGAUAAGGAUCGUGAAGAGAGGGCAAAGAGGUCUGAAUUUGUGUCUGAGCUAUUAUGGUCCACCGUAAUCGACGACAAUUUAUGAGUAGGUGUGGAGGGGCGGGUGAUAUGGAGCUUUAUGUGACCGAGAAUCUGGCUCUGCAAUCUUUAUGGUUGGCCCUGGGUGAACAUGUUGUCUGCUGAUGUAUUAAAAUAGGAAGCGAGGGAAAUAAGGUUUAUAAGCUAAAGUGUAAUUCAUUGCUUGUCGACUUUGGUGUAGGCCCGAGGGAAAAUGCUGUAUCGUCCUUGUUUGUUGUUUAUCAUUGUUAAAGUUUAAAUGAGAAUGACGUGCUUUGACGUGCAUAGCUCCAGUGUGAUGCUUGGACCUCUCAAAGUAACGAUGUCGAAGGAA
Molecule: messenger RNA, 1279 nt
Organism: Eucalyptus grandis
Lineage: Eukaryota; Viridiplantae; Streptophyta; Magnoliopsida; Myrtales; Myrtaceae
Product: protein DEHYDRATION-INDUCED 19 homolog 3
Exons: 5
Coding region: 314-973 (219 amino acids)
Source: RefSeq, a predicted model, not a curated record